Molecule: messenger RNA, 1143 nt
Organism: Cyclocybe aegerita
Lineage: Eukaryota; Fungi; Basidiomycota; Agaricomycetes; Agaricales; Hemipholiotaceae
Source: the annotation of a GenBank genome assembly
AUGGAUCAGAGCGGAAGCAAUGGAGAAGGACUCAUACAAGCGCAGCGGCUAUCUAGCGGUUUUGUAAUCUUGGAGGCCUAUCGGGAGUUCAAAGAAGGUGUGGACUCCAUGAAGAUGUUGGAGCAGCGACCAGGCCCCCCUCAACUUCAUUGGUGGGGAAAGACAGGAGCCCUUGUAGACAUCAGCAAUGGCAUCAUGAAGGAUUCUCGAGUGUUCCGUAUUGAUUCCGACGAUUGGAUCGAAAAAUACAACAAGGAGGGUGGAGCCAACACGGUGAAAGACCAAGCCCUUCAAAGACUCAAACGUGAAGGAUGGCAUUCUGUCCGGCCAGCUCUAGCAACGACUGUCCGUGCCUGGAUUAUGUGUGGCUUUAUGGCUAUUACCAUCACCAAGAGAGCGACUGUUGCAAUGGAAUAUUAUUCGCGCGUCAUCGAUAUUCUGGAAUGGGGUCGCAGAACUUGGGCUAAUGUUCCAAAAAUAGACCGAGGCGUAAUCUUCGAGCUGAGCUUCAUUCGAGGUGCAAAACGGCUUCGUCUGAAUGCUCUCCAUGAGAUCCUCGCCUCCAAGGUGAAGGAUAGCCACUACAUUCGUGAAAAUCUGGUUGAAUGGUGCCGUGAUCUUAUCGCUGAAACCGAUGCGAAUCCGCCUGCCCAAGGGACUGAAAUAGAUCCAAGCACUAUUUUGGCAUUCUGGGUGUAUCCCAAGGGCGAUGCCCUAGCUAUUCUUGGAUGGCAUCAUAUGCAACUAGGUUUAGCUGCUGAAGAUGCUGAAGAUGCUAAUGCUAAAUUCACGGAAUCAGCUAGGUACUACAUAAAGGCAGCUCACACUUUCCCCGAAGAUGAUGAAAAACGACCAUACUACUUGAAGGUUGCUAUAGAGGCAUAUUGGUUCCAGAACAAGCCCCUGGAUGAUGUUUUGCUCUUAACCGCUGGCAUUUCACACUGUUUCCCCAAGGUUUUGGGGCUUUGGGAGCACUCUGCAACAAUGAAGGAAAUGGCGCAAAAUGUUGUGCAAGCUUUCGAAUUUGCAUUCAUAUGUAGAGAAGCCAUAGACAAGGGCGAAAUUUCAAUGAAGGAUAUUGUAAAACCCAAAUCCUUGAAAAGGACUGACAGAUGGGCAACACCUGCCGUCAAAUACGUAUGA